This is a messenger RNA of Microdochium trichocladiopsis, 2019 nucleotides long. RefSeq lists its product as uncharacterized. Bases 63 to 1937 code for a protein of 624 amino acids. The transcript has a single exon. The record is from RefSeq and is a predicted model, not a curated record. Lineage: Eukaryota; Fungi; Ascomycota; Sordariomycetes; Xylariales; Microdochiaceae.
CAGGCCGGCAUCCUGCCACUUCUCCCUUGCUCUGUACGUAGAUUCGACUCUGGCCUGUCACGAUGCGGCUCCGGCGUGCCAACACCAGCCUACUGCUCGGGGCCCUUGUUGCCUCGCUGGCAGAGGCGACGCCCUCGACGACUCUGGCGCUGGGCCCUACCGAGGCCGCAGCCUGGUACCGCGCCCACGACAUCUUCAAUGCCGUCCACAACGCCAUGCGGCAGUGGGGGUCCUCCCUCCACCACAACGGCAUGUCCUUCUUCCUCGCACGCAUCCCCGAGAACGUGCUGCUGCACCACGGCAACGACAGUCCAGACACGCCCCUCGGCCGUCCAGACUGGGUGGCCUUUGAAAUUGAGCAUGCAGAGCAGUUUGCGCGGCCCAGGAGGAGACGUCCGGCCGCAGACCCCGCUGCGGGCGGAUAUCUCCACACCUACCGCACCACAAAGCCCAUGACGUUCCUGUAUGUCGACGGCAUGGGUGCCGGCAAGACCGCCAUGGGCACGCUCGACUUGCAAGACUACGUCCUGCGGGCUCUCGAGAACCAGUCUGAGCAUCUGCACGCCGAGGUGCAUGACCACGCACCACAACACGGUCACAACGGCGAUGACGGCCUGUCGGAGCUCCGGCGUCGUGGCCAGGUGCCAGCCCGUGACGGAGAAGAGGAACCUCCACGACCUUCCGGCCCUUUUGACGAGGUCGGCCGGGCUGCAGACAUCUGUUCCCUCUGCAAGGAAUGGGGCCUGCAGGGCGCCAUCCGCAUGGAAGCCGGCUUCGAGGUCAUCAAGUGCGACUUCUCUGAUGGAUUCGAACAGGUGCAAGCACUCCAGCGGCCAGCCCGCAGCUUUCCCACACCAGGGCAGCAACCUCCGGGCCAGGACCACCCACAUGCGCCUUUUGGGAGCUUCGGGAGCCUGGAGUAUCUGCGUGGUAUUUCGGAGCGGUACCACGGCAUCGGAGGCGGCCGAGUGUCUAUCGAUUACUCCUCCAUGGUGUCUGCCUUCUUCUUCCCCGUGGACCUGUCCAACCCGGAUCCCACGCGGCCGGACUUGCCCCGCCUUCUCAACGUCACGGCCCCCGAGCGCAAGGCGAUCAAGACGUACCUCCUCGAUACCAUUGCCAAACGCCAUCGCAAAGACUCCCUGUUGAUGCCACCGUCAAUAGACUGGCAGAGCAUCUCAGACAUGAUUGUCGGGCGGUACGGUGAUCGCAUCAGGUUCAUGGCUGAAGAGAUCGACGACCUGGAACUCAUGAGGGAGGAGAUUGUGUUCCUGAUGACGCUGUUCAUUGACUACUCAUCUUCUCAGCCGACGCAGCAGGAGCCAGACAUGGACGCAGCGAUCAAGAGGUGUACGCACUUCUAUAUUCCGGACCUUGCCGCCAUAUCUCGCAGCAUGCAUGCCACUGAGGCUGACCGCCUGAUCCACGUCGCGUUUACCCGUGUCACAGGAGACAUCUGCAAGACGCUGAUACACAUGCACACCGUCAUCACUGCCGCAGACUCCUCGAUCGCUGCAGAUGCCUCAUUCUCGCAAGACGACGACGUUGGCCAGGCGACCACGACAGCAGCGGCAACGCGACAGUCGCGCGCCCGAAAAGACGCCCUCGCCAGAACCAAGUCCCUCGCGCGCGAGCUCGUGAGCACCCUCAACUGGGCGCACUUCAAGCAGUGCCGGCCGGGCUGCGGGCUCAGCGAGGUGUGCAUCGUGCCAAUGUGGCCGAUGGGCACGGUCGACGAGUACGAGUCGCCCCGGUGCGCGAACCAGUCCGACCCAGGGUGGGCUGGGGGGAAGCGGUACUGGGCAGACCCUCGGCCCGGGCCUCCGACGGGAACGCCUGUCCCUGAUCGGCAGCAUGGCGCAGAGCGAGGAGGAAGCCAUGAUGAUGAGGGAGACAUUGACGGGGCACAUGAUCAGUGGUCCCGGGAACUUCGUUGACAAAAAAACGUAGCUGUUUAUAUAUGGCCGGCGUUGGCGAAGAGCAUGGUGGGCGUUUUCACGGAUUACACUAAGAAGGUUA